Trichoderma gamsii is the source of this 3150-nucleotide messenger RNA. RefSeq lists its product as hypothetical. Lineage: Eukaryota; Fungi; Ascomycota; Sordariomycetes; Hypocreales; Hypocreaceae. Bases 1 to 3150 code for a protein of 1049 amino acids. The transcript has a single exon. Gene Ontology annotation, molecular function: flavin adenine dinucleotide binding; oxidoreductase activity, acting on the aldehyde or oxo group of donors; sulfite reductase (NADPH) activity. The record is from RefSeq and is a predicted model, not a curated record. Gene Ontology annotation, cellular component: cytosol.
AUGCCGUCCAAGGUUGAGGAAUCCGCCACGCUGCCCUUUGGCAAGCAGGUGCCUCUGUCGGCCAUCUCUGGCCCGACGUAUGUGACGGCCCAGCUUCUCGUCCAGCAGAUUGCCUACAAGCUUUCUGACAAGAUCUUCUCUUACUCCCCCGAGACCUUUGAUCUGGACGUCGCUGCUAAGCAGUGGGCUGCCGAUGAGAGCAAGAACAUCCACGGAUACGCCCCUUCAGUUCUGCCUCUCCAGACCAGAACGGGUGCUGGUGCCCUCGCUCUGGGUUACAUCUUCUCCCCGGAUUUCGAUGUCAACAAGCGUCACAUUCCCCAGACGCUGCUUGCCCCCUCGGGCUCUCUCCAGAACCUCCGCGGAACCCUUGACCAGCUCUCUCUCCUGUACAACCUUUCAAGCCCCUUUGUGGCUCACAUCGCUGCCGCAGACUACAGCGCCAGCGAAGGCCUCGUCUCCAACUAUGAUGUUGCUUUGAGACUGGCCGAAGACCUUGGCCUGGGCCUUGUUGCCAGCUCAUCUUCGUAUGAGUCUCAGCACAUGUCACUGUUCGCGACACUCCUGGCCACCGUCGUCCCCACUCUCCACAUCUACGAUGGCAUUCGUCUUCCCAGAGAGACUUUGAGGAUCGUCGAUGCUUUGAGCGAGACUGGCAUCGCCGAUUUGUACAACAAGCUUGUUGCCGAGGCUGGCAAGCUGAACCAACAUCUCGACACUGCGGGCAAGGUCCUGGAACUUCUCAGACUCUUCAACGAUGAGCUCGGCACUGUUUACCAGCCCUUUGAGUACUUCGGCCAUGAGACCCCCGAUGUCGUCCUCGUUGCUCUUGGAAGCGUUGAGGCUCAAGUUGCCAAGGAGACUCUCAACAAGAUUGCCGCCGACGGAGCCAAGGUCGGUGUUAUCAACGUGCGCGUCUACCGACCCUUCAUCGAGGAGGCUUUUCUCAAGGCCAUCCCCGCCUCUGCUCGCACCAUCGCCGUGCUGGGUCAAGUUCACGGCGAGAUUGCCUUGGCUGAUGAGGCCACUCAGUCUGCGCUGUACGGCGAUGUCCUCACCGCAGUUACAUUCGCUGGCAAGUUUGAGCAGCAACCCGAGGUCUUGGACAUCAAGUACACUCCUGCCCAGUUCCUGACUCCCCAGGGCCUUGUCGGCACUCUGCACAAGAUCUUUGGCAAUGACGAUGAGGCCAAGCCUCUGCCCUCGCUCAUCAAGUCCCAGCAGUUCACAUUUUGGGAUGUCGACAACUCUGUCUCCGCAAAGUCCCCCGCCGCCAUCGGCACUCUCCUGUCUCAAGAGUCAACCAACAACGUCCACCUGUUUGAGACGUAUGACAACUUCACUCAGGGAGGCCUUAUCCGAACGGAUCUGCGCGCAUCCAAGACUGCUCUGGAAGCACCGUAUGCCAUCAAUGAGGCUGAUGUCGCGGUUGUCGGUAACGAGGUGGUCUUGAAGGAUGUCGAUGUCCUGAAGAGCGUCGUUCCCGGCGGCAAGCUUCUCAUUAAGCUGCCAAACUUCAAGGCGGAUGAAGUCGAAAAGCGACUUUCACCUGCUUUCCGCAAGACAGUUCAAGAAAAGGAAAUUAGCGUCUUCAUUUUGGAUACUGCCGUCUCUCCCGCCUUCGAAAAGGAUGCUUCAGUUGCCAAGCUCCUUCUUGAGCUCUCUUUCUUGAAGAUUGCUCUCCCAGAGAGCUCUGCUGAGGAGCUUGCAAAGGUGGCUGGAAACCAAACUGUCUUGGCAGAAUCCCUCAGUGCUCUUGACCAAGUCUUGACCCAGCUUGAGGUUCCAGCAACGUGGGCAGAGGUCGAGGCCGACUACGUCUUCCCCUCUCUGCCAAUUGGUCUCCAGCCAACUGGCUUUGUUUCAUUCCAGAAGGAGGAGACCGAGGACGACCUGAAGCUCCAAGACUGGCAGAUCGCUGCCAAGGGCUUGGUCUUCAAGGAAGCCUACGGCACCCAAACUACCCUUCGUCCUGACCUUUCCGUCAAGACCGCCACCGUCCGCGUCAAGGAGAACCGCCGCCUCACUCCCCAAGACUACGACCGUAACAUCUUCCACAUUGAGUUUGACAUUGGCAACUCUGGUCUCACGUACAAGAUUGGUGAGGCUCUGGGCAUUCACCACGAAAACGAUGAGGAGCAGAUCAGUGCUUUCAUCCAGUUCUACGGCCUCAACCCCGCAGAGCUUGUCCAGGUGCCUUCUCGUGAAGACGUCAACGUCUUCGAGGUCCGCACCGUGUAUCAGGCGCUCAUGCAGAAUGUCGAUAUCCUCGGCAAGCCCCCCAAGCGCUUCUACGAGGCCCUGUCUGAGUUUGCCACCGACGAGACUGAGCAGAAGAAGCUCGCUGCUCUCGGUGGAAACGAUGGUGCUGCUGAGUUCAAGCGUCGCACUGAGAUCGACACCGUGACUUAUGUCGACAUCCUCGAGGAGUUUAGCUCCGCUCGUCCCAGCUUCCACGAUCUGGUCAAGAUUGUCAGCCCGCUCAAGCGCCGUGAAUACUCCAUCGCCUCUGCCCAGGCCGUCACUCCCGACACCGUCGCCCUCAUGAUUGUCGUUGUCGACUGGGUCGACACCAAGGGCCGUUCUCGCAUCGGCCAGGCCACAAAUUACCUCCGUAGCCUGCAACCCGGCGCCUCUGUCACCGUCUCGGUGAAGCCCUCAGUCAUGAAGCUGCCCACCAGAGACGAUGCGCCACUCAUCAUGGCCGGUCUCGGAACUGGUCUGGCCCCCUUCCGCGCGUUUGUGCAGUACCGCGCCAUGCAAAAGGCUCAGGGCAAGGAGAUUGGCUCCAUCCUCCUCUACCUCGGCUCUCGCCACCAGCGCGAGGAGUACCUCUACGGCGAGGAAUGGGAGGCCUAUCUCGCCGCCGGCGUCGUCACUCUUGUCGGAAGCGCCUUCUCGCGAGACCAGCCAAAGAAGAUUUACAUCCAGGACAGGAUGCGCCAGACGCUGGACGACAUCGUGCAGGCGUACAUCAAGGAUGGCGGCAGCUUCUACCUCUGCGGUCCGACAUGGCCUGUGCCUGAUGUGACGGCGGUGCUGAAGGAAGCCAUCGCGGCCGAGGCCAAGGCUGCUGGCAAGAAAGUUGAUCCAGCCAAGGAGAUUGAGCGGCUAAAGGAGGAUGGCCGAUACGUGCUUGAGGUUUACUAA